AAUUUUUUUCCAAAUAAAUUGAUACAUAAUAUUGAAAUUACAGAUAUUUUUCUUAACAUUAGAUAUUAAAAGUUAAAAUAUGGGCUCUUAUUGUUGUUGUUGUAAAGGUGUCGAUGAGACAAACAAAUCAAAAGAGAAUUCAAACCCAAACUCAAACCCAAAGGGACCGACAGAUCAUAAAAAUAUUGGAAACAACGGACAGAAGUUGUUUAAAUUGGAUGUCGAGGACAACGAUAACGACCAGAAAAAAAUCAUUGAAGACGAAAAACUGGCAAAUCUGAAGAUAUCAGCUAAAGGAGGACAAAGUGCUUACGGAAAGCUUAAGAAUAAUAAAAAAGAGGAGAAAAAGAAAGCGCUUUCGGCUUCUAAUUACAAUUCAUUGGGUUUGGUCUCCAAAGAAUCAAAAGAGUUUCAAAUAGUUCGCGAAUAUUUGGCGACAAAGAACUAUCAACUCAUUGAGUCCAUCGGAUCCGGCAAUUAUGCCGAAGUCUAUAAAGUGAUGACUGAAAAAAAUCGAUUAGUGGCCGUCAAAGUUAUUGACUUAACCAAAACCAAUGACAACUAUAGAAUACAGUUUCUUCCCCGAGAAGUCGAUAUUAUCCGUAGACUAAGACAUCCGGGAAUUAUUAAGACAUACGAAGUCUCUCAAACAGUUAACAGAAUAUUUAUGAUUAUGGAGUUCUGUUCCUAUGGAACGGUAACCAUAUGGUUGAGAGAUAACGGAGCUUUACCCGAACCAGUGGUCUGGGAGUUCAUCACACGCAUACUUGAAGGGCUUGAUUAUAUGCAUUCAUUGAAAAUAGCGCACCGGGAUCUCAAAUUAGAGAACAUUUUAAUCAACCAAAGACUAUAUCCAAAACUAAGUGAUUUUAGUUUUUCAAUGAUUAUUGACGAGAAAGAGAUGCAAUCGACCACUUUUUGCGGUUCAUUACCUUAUUUUUCACCCGAAAUAUUGCAACGAAAGCCUUACAACCCAUUUAUAUCAGAUGUUUGGAGUCUUGGUGUUUGUUUCUAUGUCAUGAUUUGCGAUGGACUGCCCUUCAAAAUAGAUGACGACAAACAAAUGCUUAAUAAACAACUGGAACGGGACUGGGAUUUCAAGAAAAGGGUUAAAAAUAAGUUGUCUUAUGAGCUGAAAAUAAUGAUCGGAAAAAUGCUUGAACCGGAUGUCACCAAAAGAGCAACAACUCAGACAUUAAUGAAUGAUCCGUGGAUUAAGACUCAACCAAAACCUCUUGAAUAGCUAUGAAUAUCUCUAUA
Molecule: messenger RNA, 1260 nt
Organism: Oppia nitens
Lineage: Eukaryota; Metazoa; Arthropoda; Arachnida; Sarcoptiformes; Oppiidae
Product: testis-specific serine/threonine-protein kinase 4-like
Exons: 1
Coding region: 80-1243 (387 amino acids)
Biological process (GO): autophagy; peptidyl-serine phosphorylation
Cellular component (GO): cytoplasm
Molecular function (GO): protein serine/threonine kinase activity; ATP binding
Source: RefSeq, a predicted model, not a curated record